This is a messenger RNA of Phytophthora sojae, 498 nucleotides long. RefSeq lists its product as hypothetical. Gene Ontology annotation, molecular function: protein dimerization activity. The record is from RefSeq and is a predicted model, not a curated record. The transcript has a single exon. Bases 1 to 498 code for a protein of 165 amino acids. Lineage: Eukaryota; Oomycota; Peronosporomycetes; Peronosporales; Peronosporaceae.
AUGACGCGGGACUAUCGUGAGCAGAUUGAGGAGCUGAUUUUCAAUUUCCCAGAAACGGACCAGGAUGUGGGGGUCAGCGAGGACCGCAAGCGAGCCAUGACAGCGGAAUACAUGGACUACGUUAUCUAUGCGAAGAACCAGCGCAACAACCGGACGUACAAGUGGGAAAUGCUGGAGAAGGGCAACCGGUCACCGCUGCAGUUCUGGCAGCUGGAUGCGGACGAUUGGCCGCACCUCAAGUCGCUGGCUCUCACUCUCUUUUCCUUAGCCCCGAGCAGUAUCGCGUCCGAGAAAGCGCUGUGCAAGACCACACUGACCCAGUCCAGCCGGCGGAACAAGCUAUGCUUUGAAGAUAUGCGGCGACUGGCGUUCAUUUGUAUCAACGACUCGCAGUUCUCGGGCAAUCGCGCGAGUGGUGAAGUGCAGAACAACACUGUGCCAGAUUUUACUGUGGGGGACCCCAUAUACCCGGACGGAAUGAUGAUGUGGAUGAUCUGA